UUUCAUCGUUAGAAAUGUAUUUCGUAGUUAUCUUUCUUGUAUCACUUGGAGGUAUUUAUUCAGAGGAGUGCAAUAGUCCAUCGAUUAUACGGCAGACGAAAACAGAAGUCGAUUUUUUAUCGAAGAGGCUGACAGCACUUCAAGGAAAAUUGUCAUCGUGUGAAGCGGAACCUCCUACUUCUGCAUAUACUGCCUUUACAGCUACAUUGUCUACAAAUGGUGCAACAUUGUCAAAAGGAGAAAUAGUCAAAUACAGCCGAGUUAUUACUAAUAUUGGAAAUUGUUAUGAUUCCGCUACGGGUGUUUUUACUGUCAAAACGUCCGGUAUUUACUCUGUGUCUGUUUCUAUGAUGACUCCCCCUGGUAAGCCAUCCCAUCUUAUUCUAACGAAAAAUGGACAGAAUUUGGUAUGGCUAUAUACAGGAGGUCCCUAUGAUAUGGCAUCUCAGACAGUAAAUGUGGCACUGAAAGGAGGAGAUAAGCUUUCGGUUCGACAGAAUACCGGGACUCAACUUUAUGGAAACCAAUUUUAUAAUCUGUUUACUGCAGCUUUGAUAAAGCCGGGAACUUUUAAGAACAAUUAA
This is a messenger RNA of Mytilus trossulus (common blue mussel), 584 nucleotides long. Its product is annotated as complement C1q-like protein 2. The record is from RefSeq and is a predicted model, not a curated record. NCBI's taxonomy places the organism in Eukaryota, Metazoa, Mollusca, Bivalvia, Mytilida, Mytilidae. Bases 15 to 584 code for a protein of 189 amino acids. Gene Ontology annotation, molecular function: protein binding. The transcript is spliced from 3 exons.